Molecule: messenger RNA, 6973 nt
Organism: Centropristis striata (black sea bass)
Lineage: Eukaryota; Metazoa; Chordata; Actinopteri; Perciformes; Serranidae
Product: FERM domain-containing protein 5
Exons: 15
Coding region: 445-2163 (572 amino acids)
Cellular component (GO): cytoskeleton
Source: RefSeq, a predicted model, not a curated record
CCUUAGUGCAUGACCAAAGGACUUAAUUUCCAGGGUUAUUAUGUGGACAAAAAUACCUGGAAAAGAUGAACAUUAAAAACAUGGCAGGAUUAGUUAUGGUAAGUAGGACAGCCUGAUGUUUAACUUAGGUCAAGCGAGCCGUCACUCGCUUCUCUGUAGUCAAACCAGCCGUCCCUAUAUAAUGUAGUGCCCGUAUUGUGAUGAUUACAGUAAAUUCAUUGAAACUGCUCCAAGCGAGCUGACAUGAAGGAUAAACACUUAAUUCUUUCUCACUUUUUUCCCAGUAUAAAACUCUUACUCUGAGACUGAAAACUGAAAACCGCACGUCGACACAACAAUUACAUUUUCGGCGCGACACAAUUUGAUUAUUUCACGUGGUGUGUUGAUGUAACGUUAAUACUUCAUCUCCUCUCUACAGACGCAGAGCAGCGAUUCUCUGAGAAGAUGUUGAGCCGAUUCAUGAGUGGCAGCAUCAGGAAUCUUGAGCGGGAAUACAGCUGCACCGUCAGACUGCUGGAUGAUACGGAAUAUACGUGCACCAUUCAGCGGGAUGCAAAGGGACAGUAUCUGUUUGACCUCAUCUGCCACCACCUCAACUUGCUGGAGAAAGACUAUUUUGGCAUCAGAUAUGUGGAUCCAGACAAGCAGCGGCACUGGUUGGAGUUCUCAAAAUCAAUCGCAAAACAAAUGAAAUCUCAGCCUCCGUUCACCAUGUGUCUGAGAGUCAAGUUCUACCCUCCUGAACCUGCGUCUCUAAAGGAGGAAAUCACUCGAUAUCUUGUCUUCCUGCAAAUCAAGAGAGACCUCUACCAUGGUCGGCUCCUGUGUAAAACCUCCGACGCGGCCAUGCUGGCUGCACACAUCCUUCAAGCUGAGAUUGGUAAUUACGACCCCGGGAAGCAUCCUGAAGGCUACAGCUCCAAAUUCCAGUUCUUCCCGAAACAUUCAGAGAAGCUGGAGCGCCGGAUUUCAGACAUACACAAGACAGAGCUGAUUGGACAGACACCUGAAACAUCAGAGCGAAAUUUCCUGCAGAAAGCCCAGAUGCUGGAGACAUAUGGUGUUGAUCCACACCCAUGCAAGGAUGUGUCUGGGAACCCAGCUUUUCUUGCCUUCACACCGUUUGGUUUUGUAGUGCUUCAGGGAAACAAGAGAGUUCAUUUUCUCAAAUGGAACGAGGUGACCAAACUGAAGUUCGAAGGCAAGACGUUCCACGUAUAUGCAAAUCAGAAGGAGGAUAAAAAGAUCAUCUUGACGUACUUUGCGCCCACACCGGAGGCCUGUAAGCACCUUUGGAAGUGUGGAGUGGAGAACCAAGCUUUCUAUAAGCUUGAGAAGUCAAGUCAGGUUCGCACGGUGUCCAGUGGCAACCUGUUCUUCAAGGGCAGCCGUUUCCGUUACAGUGGACGAGUGGCAAAAGAGGUGAUGGAGCAGAGUGCCAAAAUCAAACGCGAACCUCCAGAAAUACACAGGGCUGGCCUCGUGCCCAGCAGAAGUUGUCCAUCCAUCACCCACGGGCCUCGCCUCAGUAGUGUACCUCGCACACGUCGGAGAGCAGUGCACAUAUCGAUCAUGGAGGGUCUGGAGUCGUUGCGUGACAGUGCCCACUCCACACCGGUGCGUUCAGUGUCGCACGGGGAAUGCUUCAUGCCACGCUCCCGGAGCCAGGCCACAGACGCCAGCGAGAGGACUGCGGUGAUCUCGGACGAGGCCUACAGCCCGUCCGACAGCGUCCUGCCCACCCCGGUGGCCGAGCACAGCAUGGAGCUAGCUGUCUCGCGCCAGAUCAACGGGGCGCCCUGCAGCAUCGAGGAGGAGAAGGAGUCGGAGGCGGGCACCCCGCGCGGGGAUGGGGGUGAUUUUGGUGCGGACGGUAGAUCUGCACAAGAGGGUGCAGGGGGGGACACGGCCCUCAGCGAGGUGGAACAGGUGAAUAAAUUUCUCUUAAGUGUCCUCCGUUUGCUCCUUGUGACCAUUGGACUCCUCUUUGUUUUGCUCCUCCUCCUCAUCAUCCUCACCGAGUCAGACCUUGACAUUGCAUUUUUACGUGAUAUCCGCCAGACCCCCGAAUUUGAGCAGUUCCAUUACGAAUACUUUUGUCCCCUCAGGCGGUGGUUUGCCUGCAAGCUCCGCUGGGUGGGCGGGUUGCUCAUUAACAAGUGAGAGUGAGGUCGUAGAGUUCGUAAGCCCAUUCGGGGGUCUGAGAUGACGGUUAGGACUCCGGAGUGAUGGAGGGCAGCCUCGUCCCAACCAUGAACCCUGCUUCUCUCAUCAACCUCCUGCAGACACACAGCUUGGACCACUCCUGGUAACACCGGGCCAGGAUCUCUCCUCUCCUCCUCCACUUUGAGUUAACACCCCUACCCACUCAACCACCUCCUCGUUUUCGCUUAUUUUACUCUUUUUUUCUUCUUCUUUUUUUCUACAAAGCCAGAGGACAUUUUUUGCAUUUUUUUAAUUUCAACUCAUUUCAGGUAUUUUAUUUUUUCAAAUAACACAAAGGAAAAAAAUUAAAACUGAAAUCAAAGAACUGAAAAACAUUUUUAAAAAUAGUUCCUUUUAGAGGAACGGGAGAUUUUGUUGCAACGGAUGAACGUUGCCUUCAUUUAUUUAUUGAUUUUAAACAUGUUUAUAUUUGCGUAAGAUAAGGAGAAGAGCGAGAAGAACGAGGAAGUUGAUUUGUCAUUAAGAUGAAGAUGGAAGUGAGUUACGUUAGAGCAGAUAGGUCUACUGCUGUGAAGUAUAUGAGAAGCAAUGUAGUAUUAUGUCUUAUAAUAUUGAUUUAUCCCCAUCAGAAGUCAAAUAGACAAACAGCAGUUUCACUUCUGCAGGAAAAAACAGAAAAAUCUGAAGGAAAUAACAGUGAAGGUUCAUGAAACAGAGAGCAGACAGCGUGAUUACCAAAUGCCUUUUUGAGAAGAUGCUGAUGACUGAAUUUUGUGGAUUGUUUUAAGACACAAUUACACUUUAGUAUACAAUGGUGUACAAAGUCAACUGGUGAAGACAGGGAUACAGUAAAAUAAAGCAGUACUAAUAGUGUUAUGUGACCCAGUAGAGUCAGAUGCGGUUAGAGAAAUAUUUAUUUGAAGAGCAAAGAUUCUCUGGCACCAAUAGAUUAUAGUCUAGAUAGAUGUGCAAUGAACAUAUGGUUUUAAUAAUUAAGUACUUUUGAAUGUGCUCAUUUGUUCAGCUGUUCUUUUAUUUCUCAAAUUAAUUUGAUUUGCAUUUUUUCAUCAAGUUGAAAUUCGAUGAAUUUCAAUAAUUUCUUUGUAUGAAGAGUUUAUGAUUUAUUUUGGUUUCAUAUUGACCUUGCUCUUAGGUUUAUGUAUCAUACUAUAUUAUUAUUAUUAGAAUAAGAAUACUGAUGUACUUUUUGUACAAAUUAGUUUGUUUCCUAAUAUAUAUUGACAGGUUUUCCAUGUAUAUUUUAACAGAACUGAAAUGUUAUUUUGUUAUUGAAGAUUAAAUUAUACCUUUUUUAGCGCUGUGUUUAAAGUAAGGUCAGAAGCAUUUAUGGAAAUGUGGAAGUGGGGACUAAAAAACAGGGUUUUUAUCCAGAUCCACUAAACACUGAUUACACCUCUCAUCACUCCACCAGCAGUGAAUCAGCCUUCAGUAUGUGCGCAAUUUUAAUCAUGAUUUUAAUGAAAAUGUAUUUGUACAGAACAAAAUCUGGAAAUCUCAUUCAACCACCACGAAUACCAAAUAAUCCAAAAGCACAUUUUCACCUUCAUAACUUGAUCAUAUCUUAUUUAACUUGAACCAUUUGGAGAGGUGACUGUGAGCCUGACCGACACACAUCUUCUUUGACCCAUGGCCGAUCCCCUCACCAUAUUUUAUUUUAAAAAUAUGAAGCAAAACUGGAGCUGAAAAGAUGACUAAAUAAUUUGAUAGAAAAUUAAUUGGCAGCUAUUUUGAUAUUCAAUAAAUCAACAUAUUCAAGCAAAAACUGUCAAACAUUUUCUUGCUUCAGCUUCUUCAAUGUGAAGAUUUUCUGAUUUUAUCUGUUUUCUAUCACUGUCAAUUACAUAACAUUGAAAGCUAUAUUCAUUUCUGAGACAAUGGGCAUUAUUAACUAUUUUCUGACAUUUAAUUGACCAAACAAUUAUAAAAAAUAAUAUUUAAAGUAAUGAGCAGUCUUACUGAUAAUACAAAUUGUUAGCUGUAGCCCUAAACAAAACAUUUUGUCACUUAUACAUUAAGAAUGAGAAAUUAAACGGGACCGAAUGUGACAAUGGAGUCUGCUUCACAAACUCCAAUGUAUAUUGAUGACAUUCUGUGAAUGAAGUACUUACUUUAGUUGUCAUAUCGGCCAAAAAACAGUAAAAGCAGACACCAAUAUAUCCGUGGUAAGACAAAAACAAUAAAUAUUAUCUGCCCUUAUAUUUGUCGGCCAGGCUCGAGACUCUUCUGCCUCACAGCUCCAGGAAGCAAUAACUGCCACAGCUGCUGGAUUCUGGGUAAAGUCUGUUUUUUGUAAUUGCGUGUCGACCUCCUGCACCACGUGCAGGUGUAAGUGUUACUGUGUCUGUAUGUAGGAAUGGAAACGAGACUCGAGGUGGUAGUGGUGACGGUUCAGAGGGAGAGAAAUAAUUAAAAAAAGUUUUAAAAAUCUUUUACAAAAGGUGAGAAGGAAAAAAGAAAGAAAUGGAAUAAGAAAGAGGUAGAAGGAUCAGAGGCCUCUGAGAGGACCUUUGAAAUUUAAAAUUGGGAAUGGAAGGCACUUGGUGACUCAUCACUCUAAUGGCUGUACAGGGUCGCUUGUUUUUGGCCUGUUAUUUCAAACGCAUCACUCUCAUACCAGCACCUGCAGCUGCUCCACUGAAGGCCCGAUGGUGCUACCUUCUUUGUUUGCCCCUGUGUAAUCCGAACGCCUCAGUCUUUGGCUUAAAUAUGUAGUCCUGACCACAGAGUAGCAUACACUUUGGCGUUGUGGCUGGAUCCACUCCUGUAGCUCAUUAUCCUUCACUAGUUAUCUGUGGUGGACGGAGCAGCUCUGACAUUUCCCAGCACGAUGCUAGGGGAAAUAUCAUUAGAAUCAUUAGAGCUAAGUUGGCAAGAAACCUGUCAUACAUACAGUGUUGGAGCUCAUUUAUGUUAAUAAUUUAUUACUCGGAUACAUCCAGUAAAUAGCAAUGCAAAGAUGAAGCACAUUUUUCCCAACAGUGGGUUGGAGCAGGGUGGGCGGGUUGACUUUUUUUGUGUGUGUACAUUCAUACUUCAUAAUUAUUACUUCUUUACUGACAUAAAGGUCAACAUGACCAACAAGUCCAGCCUGGCUGAGUUGUUAGCAGGGCACCUUUAAAAGGUCAGUCUGGCAGAGGUGUUUCUCAUAUAUCUAUCAGCAUUAUGUAGCUUCAGUGGUCUCUCUGAACAUGCAAAAAUUUAAAAAAGGAAGAAAAAGGCAGCACUAUUCAAGGAGCAAUAAUCAGCUGUAAGAGCAAAAUGAUGUGAUUUACAAACUUGUGUAUGAAAAUCCAACAAAGUCAAAUAUGUCCUUUCUGUUCCUAGAAAACCACUUACCAGAUUGCUGUUGUGCUGACUCUAACAAUAGUGUGACCACUGAGACACUUAGUUCCUGUUCAUUCAUAAAAUAACAUUUUAUAAAAAAAAAAACCUUUUCCUUUUAGAGACCUCUUGUGUGGAUGUUUGUUCUGCUGUUUUCAUUGGUAAGUGACGGAUUGUUCCCCCGUGCCUGGAUCCUAACUGCAGUUUACCAAAGUAACAAAGAUGAAGGAAUGGAGAAUGAAAGACAACAUCCCUAACGACUGUACCACAGAUUGCUCCAUCCUUAAAUCUCCCAGGCCAAGAGGGAAAAACUGUUUUUUGUAAUGUGCACUGGGCAGCACGAAGUUUCUGUCUUAAUUUGUCUGUACAGGCUUCCUGUGACAAACAUUUAGUUUUACAUUUCAAUUGCUGUGUCAUGUUUACAUAUUUUACAGUUAUUUUUUCUUAAUGGGAGAUGGCUGCAGUUUUGGCCAGAUGUGAUGUCUGAUGAACGAGUGACUGUCAUCCAUGGUUUAAAAAAAAAAAAAAAUCACAAACAGCUCUCUGAACAGCAGCACUGGAGGUGCAGCCAUGCAAUAACAUGGUGCAUUCCAAGAUGAAGCAUUGAUUCUUGUGUUUGAAUUUAAUACACAGGAUGGCUCAAUAACAGAAACACCCACAUGGUAUAUUGUAACAACCAAGCAACAAAUCCUACAAGUGUAAAACUUAUGGUCAAUUUAUAUUAAGGCAUGUCAAAGGGAUGUUUAGGAUACCUUCUGGGGUUGUACUUUAUGGUGUCUUUGUGCUGGACUGAACUUUACUGUGAGGUGUUUUUUUUUCUUUUUUGUCCACUCUGUUUUGCUACAUAUCUUCAUCAGAAAUCUCAAAAACAAAUGACAUAAUCAGGACUUAAGUUGCAAAAAUGGUCAUGGACUGUCCUUUAAACAUAUUUUUCAAAAAGCUUUUUAUUAAUGUUACAAAAAUUAUCAGUUGAUCAAAAUCUAGUGAGUUAUAUGCAAUUGGCUACCUAAAUUUUAAUUCCUGGCCAAAACCCGUCGCAAUGAAGUGGCUAAUGCAUGUAGAACUGAGUGGUUGAUAUAUGAAAUGACUCGUAACCGAAGACAUCUUGAUCUGCUUUUUGCCCGUCAGCUCCCAGUAGGCAGACCCUCACACAGCCGCGCAUACACAUCUAUAAGUGUAUAUGCAUAUCCAUGUCUGGUGGUGUGUUAUGUAGUCUGCAUCGUUCUAUCCUGGGAUUGGAGAUUGCUGUUUAAUUACGUUAUAUAUACAAGUAUAUAUAUAUAUAUAAAUCCAUGUGCCAAAUCCAGUUCUUGUUCAGUCUGAUCCAUUCCGAACCAUGUUUGUACUGUAGGUAACCUUCUGUACAAGUCAGUAUAAAAUAUUGUUUCUCUCCAAUAGUCCCUUGUAACUGGUGCCAUUAAAUAAAACUAUUCAAACUUGAAAUAAACAUUGAAUAAAAAUGUGA